Ruditapes philippinarum (Manila clam) is the source of this 7430-nucleotide messenger RNA. Its product is annotated as girdin-like. NCBI's taxonomy places the organism in Eukaryota, Metazoa, Mollusca, Bivalvia, Venerida, Veneridae. The record is from RefSeq and is a predicted model, not a curated record. Gene Ontology annotation, biological process: cytoplasmic microtubule organization; cytoskeleton-dependent intracellular transport. Gene Ontology annotation, cellular component: cytoplasm; centrosome. The coding region runs from base 358 to 6555 and encodes 2065 amino acids. The transcript has 26 exons. Gene Ontology annotation, molecular function: microtubule binding; dynein light intermediate chain binding.
GAACUACUUUCACGCGAAGUAGUACGCAUUUAUAGCAGCAAUAGUAAUUUGCCUCAAAUGAUAUGAUAGUUUGACAGAAAGUGUGUGAUUGAUAGUUUUCGGUAAAAAUACUUAACAAUCACGUCUUUUUUUAUAAAAAAAACUCCAUACACCGAUGACAAUAAACCAUUACGAACAUGAAUAUUUGUUAGAAGUUCAAAGGUCUCGUGUAGUCAACGAAGCGUUGUCGAAAUGGUUGACAAAAAAACUUUGGAAACAAUUUCAGAAAAAUGAAAGUUUGCUGGAUUUAUACAUUAAAUUAUAAUGUGUACAGUGUCUUUUUUAGAUUUAAAGUGAGUGCUAUUAGUUUUCGUCGUGAUGUCAUUAAUGGAUUUAUCGAAUUCCAAGUGUGAGCAAGAAAGAAGAAUGGCUAGUUGCAAUAUCGACUCAAACGAGCCAAAUUACAUGGAAUGUCCGCUUGUAAUAUGGGUGGACACUUUUAGACCAUCUGGCUCGCCAAAACUAAAGUACAGUGAUCUAUACAAUGGUGCAUUCCUGGCUGAUGUUAUGCUAGAAAUUGACCCACGACCUCAAUACAAAAAUGUGGUGCAAACUGUUCGGGAUACAACCAUGCGUAUGCAGAACUGGGACAUCUUGCUCAAGAAUAUCAAGGCUUAUUAUACAGAUGUUUUACAACAAUUACUUAUUGUCAAGUUGCCAGACUACAGACUGUUUUGCCGAGAACCAGAAAAAGAUGCAAGUUUCAAUGAGCUCAAGAAAGCCUUGUUACUUAUUCUUGGCUGUGCUGUACAGUGUGAGUUUAAAGAAAGAUUCAUCAAGGACAUUAUGGAUCUGGAGGUCAAUGUUAAAGAAAAAAUUGCCGAGAGCAUUCAACAGAUAACAGACGACACAUUGUCUAUCAUACCCACAGAUUGUACAGACAUAGAUAAACUGUUUGGACAUCUGCAACAUCUGAUUAAAGAGAGAGACAACAAUGUUGAGAUGAUGUGCGACCUUACCCAGGAGCGAGAUUUCUACAAGGCAAAGUGUGAGGGAAAGACUUAUCUGUCAACACCAUCCAAUAGUCCAGAUAAACAGAAUGAUUUGAUUGAACUAGCCGAGUGUAAAUCUCAAAUCAGGAAGCUAAAACAAGAACUAGAUGAGAAACAAGAACAGUUGUCAGACAGUAGAGAUGAAUGUGAGGAAUAUAAAACCAAAAUGACCAAACUACGCAAAGAGAAUGUAGAGUUACUGAAAGAUGCUGGAUCAGCCAAGGUCCUGAGAGAUGAGCUGGAUAUACUAAGAGAAAAGAUGAUCAAAGUUAACAACUAUGAGGCAGAGAUCCUGAAAUACAAGGAAAGACUGAACGAAAUGGAAUUCUACAAGAUCAGGGUGGAGGAACUGCGUGAGGACUACGCAAUAUUGUUAGAAAAUAAAACAAUUCUCGAGGAGCAGUUGACAAGCUCACAUAAACGUAUAGAAACUGUUGUUGGACUGGAGAAAGAGAUCUACAGAUAUAAAGAACAGAUAGAGGAAAUGUCUACUGAGCGGGAUGCUGACCGUGAGCGUAUCAAAAGUCUUGUAGAGGAGAACGCCCAGUUACAGUUUCAAAAGAAAGUCAGUAUGAAUGAGAGCUCAAGUCUUGAACAAGAAAUGCAAGCAGCCAAAAAUAAAAUUGCUGGAGUUGGAGGAGCUAUAUCUGAUCAGAUAAAAGAGACAACAAAUUCCAAAAUUCUACGUCUUGAACUUGAGAAUCAACAAAUGAUGAGGAAAAUAGAGGCUAUGAAGGAAAGCUCGUUGAUUGAUAAUGCAUCUAUGAAGUUAAAAUUGGAAAAAGAAAACCAGAGACUAUUAAAGGAGGUUGUGAAAGUACAACAGGAGAAGAAAGAAAUGGUUGAAAAAUGUUUUGAUUUUGAGGAAAAAACUUGCGAACUGAUGCGAGAAAAGGAGCAGUUGGUUUCAAAAUUGGAAGAUACCAAAGAAAGUGCUGAGAGGCAAAUAAGAGAACUGGAACAACAGAAAAGUGAUUUAAGUCAAACAAUGGAUGUAAUACGGAAUAGAAAUGAGCAAACUAAUGAUACUAAGUUGAAAGAUUUAGAAAGAGAGAAUAAAAAAUUGCAUGAUUCAUUAACAGCUAAUAAUCAAAAGCUGACAAAGCUGGAAUUUGAUAAUAGGAAAACUUAUAGUAGAACACAAGAAAAUCUAAAAAAAUUAACAGAAGUGGAAAUUGAUAAAGAAAACUUAGAAAGAGAAAAUUUAGAGUUAAAACGAAGACUACAAGCUCAGGAAUUAACUCAUGAUAAAGUAAAUAAACUUGAGCAAAAUCUUUCAGAUGUUCAGAUGGAAAAUCAGGGAUUACAAAAGAAAAUACAAAACUUUAAAAACCUUCUCCAAGAGAAAGAAAAAAUUGAACAGAAAAAUAUUGAUUUGACUGUAGAAAAUCAAAAACUUCAAAGGGUAUCGGAUAAUUUCAAACAUUUGUCACAUAAAGUACCAGAACUUGAAAAUGAAGUAAGUUUAUUGAAGAGGGAGUUGCAGCAACAGCAAAGAGUGCUGGAGACUAAGAAAACACAGGGUGAUAAACUUGAAAAAAUGGAGCUAGACCUUAUGACAUUAGAUAAUGAAAAUAUGAAGCUUCAGAGACAGUUAGAGAUCACAACUAACAGAAUGCAGCAGUUAGAAAAAGAUAAUACAGAUUUAGAAAUGGAACUUGAUAAAUUGCAGGUGUCAUCAAAAUAUUCACAUAAUAGGUUGUCAGAACUUGAAAAGUUGAACUUGGAAUUAGAAAAAGAGUGCAUGAAAUGUCAGAAGGAAAAUACACAGCUAAGUAAGGAAAACAAAAGCAAUAAAGUGAUUUUAGAAACCAGACAAACUGCUCUAGAUGAUUUAAAUACUAAAUAUUCCAUGUUAGAAUUAAGUUAUAAGGAGUUAAAUAGAACAGUUGAAAGGGAGAAAGAUUCAGGUUUUCAAAGUAAAGAAUCUGAAAAGGAACAAAAGAAAUUGAUACAAAACUUGCAGACGGAAAAACAGACAGUAGCAACACUGAGAAGAGAGUUAUUCAAUGAGAAGGUCAAGAAACAGGAGCUAGAGAAUGAACUUCAUAUGCUGCGUCAAGACUUAGAAAAAGUGGGAAUAGAGUGGAACCAGAAUGAGACUUCACAAUCUAGUGAAGAUAGUCGUUUCAAGACCCUGGAAUUAUUCAUGGAAGACACUCUUAAUAAGUCUUUAUCUAUCAAAGAGGAUAAGAUUCAUGCCCUGGAGAGUCGUCUGGAAGAAUCAAAGAACCGUAACCUUAAACUGCAAGAAGAACUGCAUAUCACACGACGAGAAUGUGAGUCUCUGAAACAAAGAAUGGAGGAAGAAUCUCUCAGUAAAGAAAGAGAAAGAAAUGUAGGAAGUUUCAGACCAGAAUCAGGCCGUGUAUCUAACAGUCCGUUUUUGAAAAACAGUGCAUAUACGAGUCCAGAUCAGAACCAAACAAGUCAUCUGGUAAAGUUAGAGAGAACUAAUGCCAGUCUACAGGUGGAGAAUGACAAUCUGAAGUCACAGAACAACACUCUAAAUGAACAUAUCAAGAAACUUGAAUCCCAGAAUUCCCAAGUGCAAUCAUCAGCCCAGAUUGAGAGAGGUUCCCUACAGUCCCAGAAUGCAAAGCUACAAGUAGAUAAUGCUACAUUUAAAGCUCAAUGUGAUUCAUUAAAAGAACAAAACACGUCUUUACAAGGACAGCUGUCUGUUACAGAAAAAGAUCAUAAAAAACUUAAUCAGAUUUAUCAUGAUUUACAAAGUGCUCAUGGAUUACUUAUACAGGAUCAUGAAAAAUUGAGAAAAAAUCAUAAUCAGUCAACAUCAGAGUUUGAGGCUUUGAUAUCAGAACAUGGUUCAUUAAAAUCCAUUCAUAAAACUGUGAAAAAUGAGAAUCAUGAUUUACAGCAGCAGAUAAACAAUUUAUUACAUGUUAAAGAUGAUGACAAUAAAUUUCGUGACUGGUUGAAUCGUGAACGUGAACAAUUGCAAUUAGAGAAGAAAUCUCUUAGAAAUGAUCAAAUGAACUACAACAAACUUCGAGAUGAACAUGAUAGAUUGUUAAAGGAGUAUGAUAACCUUAGAGCUGUUCAAAGUGAAAUGGAUAAGAACCAUCAUGGUAUUGUUGAAGAGAAUAAACAGCUAAAGGCAGAAUAUAACAACAUGCAACAGGAAUGUACUAAGUGCAAGGAAAGACUGAAAUCAAUAGAAACAGAAUUCAAAUUUCUGGCUGAUAAGUAUGAUGUUUUAUAUGAGAUGUAUCAAAAGACAUUAGAGGACAAUGAGCAGUUGAUGAAUCAAGUGAAGCUAUUGAUCAGCAAGAAUCAGGAGCUACUAGGCUAUGUUCUUAAUAAUAAAGAUCAGAUGGCUGGACAAGAAAAAUCAUACAUGGAGCAGUUGGCAGAUUUAAGAAGGCAGAAAGAACGACUAGAAGAGAAAAUUAUGGAACAUUACAAGAAUAGGGAGAAACAAAAGAAAAAUAAAAGUUUUGGAGCCAUGUUACUUCAGAAAGUUAGGGGAGGUCUAAAGCGAAGCAAGUCAAGGCCAAAUCUUCUAGAGGGAAGUCUAGACAGUUCUUCACUGGGUUCUGGGUCCUUUGCAGACCAAGAUGGGGAAUUUUCAAAGAAAUCAGACAAGAGACGGUACGUUCGACGCAGGGGCAGCAAUUCUGGUUUCAGCGAUGACAGUGAUAGUAGAAGUUUGUUGAAACAAAAUCGAGGGCUUGCAAAAUCCACUACUGCGUUAAAUGCAAGCCCCACAGAUAGUCCUAUUUUAUCUCACUCUGAGUUACGAGGUGCGAGGUCUACAGAAGGUUUACUAAGUGAUACAUUACUUGGAGACAGUGUCUCCUGUAGUACCUCUGCUUUCACCCCUCUGCCAGGUAUGGGCCAGCCUAUCAGUGAUGAUGAGGGAGGGUUCAAGCCAAACAAUCUUGUAGCCUCGCCACCUGAAUUUCUUACCUUGGAGGAAUUUCUUGCAGAGGGGAGAGAUGGAAAAACAUCACCAAGGCAAAAGAGAAAGAUAGAAUUAAAAGCAGAAGAUACAGAAUCGCGAAGCAGUGAAAACUCUGAUGGAAGUGCCAGACGCCGCCGCCCUGCUCCAUUACCACCUACUGAAAACCGUUCUGUACCGGCUGUAGCUGUCAUGUCUCCACCAGAUCAUAGUAUGUCGAGAAUGUCUCGUUUAUCAACUGGUGGCAGUAGCCAAGAUAUCCGUCCAGAAUCAAGUGCCUUUACACAAGUAACAUCAUCAUCAUUUCAUAGUAAUAUGCAGCCAAAUUAUACAUCCACACCACUUAGACCUAAUAAUUCAUAUAGAUCAAAACCAUUUGAAGAUAUGAAUUGUACGUUGGCUGUUUCGCUGGUUACUGUACCAGAAGAUAGAAGAAACAAUUUAGGUUAUGAACAUAUUAAUCAACCUCCAUCACAAAAACCUAAAACUGAUAUGUCAGAUUCUCCUCAUUAUAAAGGAGGUCAUGAGACAAUACUUAACCAUGAUAGUAGACUUAGUCCAGAUGCUCGCCUGGAAAUGUUGACCAGUACUGGAGGGGGCAGUGCCUUCUCACCAACUUCUUCAGUAAGUAGUCAGUCUCCACAUUCCUCAAACUAUUCUAGUCCUGGUGAUCAAAGGUCAAGGUUACAUGAUGGUGAUAUGUCUAUAAGGUCAGCUCAAGGACCUUUACCUGGAUGGAGAGGUCAGAAAGGUCAAUCAUCAUCUGGUCAACAUCCAAUGAAAGCAACUCAUCCUGGGUAUCCACCACCCAGUCAUUCCCCUGGAUUAUCUAAUCAACAGUUUGAUGACAGAAAUACUACAACACCACCAAGGAAAGGAAAUAUACUUGUCUCUAGACAAGGACCAAGACCUUAUGGUCCUUCCAAAAAUGUUGUUAGAGCUCGACCAGCCAGUGCCUUUGGUGCCCCUACAAAAAGUUCAUUUCAAAAUGAGGGGACAAUGAAUUCCUCAAUGAACAAUUCUAGACCAAACAGACAAGACCUCAAUAACUCCAUAUCAAGUCAUAGUCAUAGUGAUACUCGUGCCUCAUAUGACAAUUCAUAUAAUAAGGGACCAACUAGUGCUCACACAAAUGGACAAGUUCAAAAAACAAGUGUGAAACAACGUACCAGUGUAAAUAAAAUGGAAAGACCCAAAUCAGUUCCACCUACAAUGUUUAAUCAACAUGGUAGUAGUGAUUCUGAUCAAAGCAAUGACUAUCAGCAAAAUCAUGUUGGUAUUAAGGGCACACCUCCAGUUCCCCCUCCACGUAAAACAAAAGAUAUUUUAUCUGGAGGACGUUAUAGUGUUCUGCGGGAACCAUCAUCUCCAACUAAACCAAUGGCAUCCAGCAAUUUAAACCAAGGUCAGUGGAACAAUGGAAGUCAGAGUGGGUCACAAGUCCUGAUAGGUCAGACACCUUCAUCACCGCAGAAGAUUGGCCCAACACCAUCAAAAUCAUCCAACAACAGGCCAUUACCACCAAAACCAUUAAAUUCUGAAGAUGGGGAACACAAAGAAAACUCAAUCUGCAUAUACACCUCUGGUAUUGAAGUUUAACCCCCUUGCCAAGGUGAAGGCCGGAAACUGAGGACUGCGACACGACUGUAAAGGUGGCCAGUUCUGCUUGACUAGUGCAUGGAAGGCUUGGGAUUUGUUAUUGUGUCUCCCUCUUACAGGAGUCCCCACAUACAUAGAGCAUGGAGCAGAACAAAAAUAAAAAAUGUUGUCUUGUCUGCCUGAAGUAACACUUUGACAAAAAAUAUGGCCUAACACUGUACAUGUAUUAGUUGUAGCUGUGGUUUUGGUGUUAUAUAUAUAAGCAAAAAUAUGUAUAAAAAUAUAGCCAGAAAAAAACAAUAGAAUUGAAAAGGGGAGUAAAUAGCAUGUGAAGUCAUUUUUUCGUAUUUGUAAUAUACAUAAUUAUAUAUAUGUAUGUGCCAGAACAAGAAAAUUAAACUUGAAAGAUAACAUUUAUUGAUAAUUAAUAAUUUUGAUAUAAUGCCAGCUACUUUCUAUAUCAUCAGGGCAAAUUAUAAAUAUACAUUUACAUAUAUAGGCCAAAGGAGCAAGAACUGUUCAUGCUCAGCAUAAAGGAGACCUGUCAACAAGACAAUUUAAGUGAACAUUUAGGUAAAUGCGCAUUGACAAAGAUUUAAAAAAGAGACUCAAAAUUAUUAUCCAUUUUAUAAAUUUGACAAUAAAAACCUGUCUGCUUGAAGAAUGCUGUGUUGAUAUCUUUGAACCAAAACUCAAUAUUAUAUAAUGACAUUACUAUUUGUAGAUUUUGUGUACACGCAAAUGUCACAUUGUUACAGUAUGCAACAUCAUUUUUGUUCUGAUGAUCAUAAUAAAAACCAGUUGACAUAUCAUUAAACUAGUUAACUCAUGGACUGUGUAUAUGUACAUAUAAACUUUUGAAAGAUUAGUAAGGU